AUGAGAGAGAUUGUUUCAAUCCAGUGCGGCCAAGCCGGUAAUCAAGUCUCCAGCGCAUUUUGGGAGAGCAUUAUUCAAGAGCAUGGCUUGGACCAGGACGGCCACCUAGACCCUAAUCAUGAGAGCCCCAAAGACCGUAUUGACGUGUUUUUCUCUGAAGCAAGCAACCGAAAGUAUGUUCCUCGUUCGGUGGCAGUAGACUUGGAGCCGGCGACUCUAGAUUCUAUUCGCUCAGGCCCUUUGGGAAAUAUGUUCCGACCCGACAACCUAAUCUCGGGCGAAAGCGGUGCCGGUAACAACUGGGCAAAGGGCUACUAUACCGAGGGUGCUGAGCUUAUGGACCAGGUUCUUGACGCUGUUCGACGUGAGGUUGAACAAGCCGACUCGUUGCAAGGUUUUCAAGUGACCCAUUCAUUGGGAGGCGGUACAGGCUCCGGCAUGGGCACACUGUUGCUGUCACGUAUCAAAGAAGAGUACAGUGAUCGUAUGGUUUCCACAUAUUCCAUCCUACCCUCCCCAAAAGUGUCUGAAACAGUUACUGAGCCUUACAAUGCUGUCCUAGCUAUGCACCAGCUAGUUGAUUGCAGUGAUGCAACUUACUGUUUGGACAACGAAGCCCUCUUCAAUAUCUGUACCAAGACGCUGCGUAUCCAGCAUCCUGGCCACCAUGAUUUGAACCGUUUGAUUGCCAUGGUAAUGACAGGUGUUACUACUGGCUUGCGCUACCCUGGCCAACUUAAUGGCGACCUGCGGAAAUUGGCUGUCAAUUUGGUACCUUUUACACGGCUGCACUUCUUUACUACCGCCUAUGCUCCCUUGUUUGCUGCGAACCAGCGUGCGUUCCACAAUUUGUCUGUUCCUGAGCUUACCCAACAACUGUUUAACCCUGCCAAUGUGAUGGCUGCUUGUAACCCUGCGAAUGGUCGGUACCUUACCAUUUCCACGAUUUACCGUGGUAAGGUUGGUACAAAGGAGGUUGAGGACUGUAACCAGAUGGCUUAUCAGCGCAAUCGCGGCCUAUUCGUAGACUGGAUUCCCAACAACUUCCAAACAUCAGUUUGCAAUGUCGCCCCCAAAGGCGAAACUUCGGCCACAUUUAUUGCUAACACUACUGCGGUCCAUGAGCUGUUCACUCGCUCUCUCAACCAAUUCGAUAUUAUGUUCCGUCGCAAGGCUUUCCUUCACUGGUACACUGGUGAAGGUAUGGAUGAGUCCGAGUUCACGGAAGCUCAGUCCAACCUCGAGGAUCUUGUUGCCGAGUACUUGCAGUACCAGAAUGCAACUAUUGAUGAGGAUUAUGAGGAGGACUACAAUGCUGGUUACGAGGAUGAGCCGGCUUAUGCUGAAAGCGUCGAGGUUGAGGCCUUUUAA
Wickerhamiella sorbophila is the source of this 1371-nucleotide messenger RNA. Its product is annotated as Tubulin beta-2 chain. NCBI's taxonomy places the organism in Eukaryota, Fungi, Ascomycota, Dipodascomycetes, Dipodascales, Trichomonascaceae. Gene Ontology annotation, molecular function: GTP binding; GTPase activity; structural constituent of cytoskeleton. Gene Ontology annotation, biological process: mitotic cell cycle; microtubule cytoskeleton organization. The record is from RefSeq and is a predicted model, not a curated record. Gene Ontology annotation, cellular component: cytoplasm; microtubule. The transcript has a single exon. The coding region runs from base 1 to 1371 and encodes 456 amino acids.